AUGGAUUCUGAUUCUCAGUGGUCUGAUUUUUAUGAUUUAUUAUUACAAGAGGAUGACCAAGUGAAAGAAACGGAUGAUGAAUGGACAUCUAUUAAGAAAACAUCCAAAGGACAAAUUGAGUUUCAGCAAUGUUCUACUAUGGAUGACCCUCCUAAGGAUGUUGAAUUUGAUAGUUUUGUAUCUCAGUUACUAACUCAAGUGAAUCAAUGUGAAAAAGAAUCGAAUCAGUCUACAUGGCAACAUAUGGAUCACAAGAAGACUUGUUGUGAUGCCACAAACUCUACACAACGUAUUACCGUCACUACAAAAACUUUAUCCAAUGUUCCUACUACAUCCAUCACUACCACUACAAUGACUACGAAUAGAGAACAAUCCAUGGAUCGUAUGCCUGGUACAUUUGAUACAUCUAUUGGUCAUCAUCAUUGUCAUCCAUGUACCAAUCAAUGUACCAUCGAUAAAAAGAAAGUAUCUUCAUCUCGACUCUUUGAUAUUCAUACUUGGGUCAUGAUUCUUGUUCUUAUUGCCCAUCUUUUCGUUUUAUUCUGGCGCCCGUCAUAG
Halteromyces radiatus is the source of this 558-nucleotide messenger RNA. RefSeq lists its product as uncharacterized. Bases 1 to 558 code for a protein of 185 amino acids. The transcript has 2 exons. NCBI's taxonomy places the organism in Eukaryota, Fungi, Mucoromycota, Mucoromycetes, Mucorales, Cunninghamellaceae. The record is from RefSeq and is a predicted model, not a curated record.